Passer domesticus (house sparrow) is the source of this 880-nucleotide messenger RNA. RefSeq names its product fibrinogen-like protein 1-like protein. The transcript has 3 exons. The record is from RefSeq and is a predicted model, not a curated record. The coding region runs from base 102 to 863 and encodes 253 amino acids. NCBI's taxonomy places the organism in Eukaryota, Metazoa, Chordata, Aves, Passeriformes, Passeridae.
GCACCCACUCAGCCCGCCCAGCACAGAGGGCACUACAAAUCCCUCUGUGUGACCAGCCAGGGCAGAGCUCUGCGCUCCAGAGGGCAUUUCCACAGGGAGCAAUGGCUCAGUGUCUUCUGCUCCUUGCUUUCCUGCUCAUCUUGGCUGUACCAGGCCAUUCUGUGCACACACAAAGCCUAAACAUCUUUAAGAAAUCUCCCUCCAACACUUCAUCGAGUGUUCUGAAGCGAACCACUUGGCCCAGGGACUGCAGUGAGGUUCCAGCUGGCAGCCCCAGUGGUGUCUACAUCAUCCAGCCCUCGGGACUGCACCCCAUCAGGGUGUACUGCGAGAUGAGCGGGGCAGACGGGGGCUGGACCAUCAUCCAGAGGAACCAGAGGGACACGGAUAUCACCUGGGCUGAGUCCUGGAGCACCUACAAGCACGGCUUCGGGAACGUGCGCACCGAGUUCUGGCUGGGCACCGAGUACAUCCACCAGAUCACCAGGCAGAAGAUCUACCAGGUCAGGUUUGUCAUCUGGGAUGCUGCCAACAACAUGAGGUUUGCAGACUACAACCUGUUCAGCCUGGAUGAUGAGUCCCAGGGCUACCGGCUCAGGCUGGGAGCGCACUCGGGGACAGCAGAGGAUGCCAUGGAUUCUGACAACCCCAGGAAAGUGCACAACAACAUGAAGUUCUCCACAAAGGAUCGGGAUCAGGACACUUACAGAGGGAACUGUGCCUCGCGCUAUGGGGGCGGGUGGUGGUACUCAGCAUGUUACUCUGUGCAGCUGAACGUCAAGGGGGGCCUGACGUGGGGCAGCCUGUGCAAGGGGAACUGCAGAGCCUCAGCCAUCCUCAUCAAACCUACUCCAUACCCCUAGAACUCCUUCCCCCUUCU